UAUUGACAGAUAUGCAACAUUAUUUUUUCCAGUCAAGGGCUAACAACCUUGACCACCGUUCGGUCCAAUUUGUUUCGUAAAUUUCAAAUAGAAAGUACACAAUCACAACUCUAAUAUGUCUGACAAAAAAGAUAAAUCAGAUAGACUUAUAACGGCAGACGAAGUUAAAAGGCACAAUACCAGAAAAAGCGUGUGGAUGGUCAUCCGAAAUGACGUUUACGAUGUUACUUCCUACAUCGAAGAGCACCCUGGCGGAGAAGACCCAUUACUGGAGGCUGCGGGACAAGAUGCCACAAUCGCUUUUGAGGAUAUUGGUCACAGUGAAGAUGCCAGAACAAUAAUGAAAAAAUAUAAAAUUGGUAGACUAGCACCAGGUGAAAGCUGUUCACGGCUGAAAUGGGCGUUACUGGCUUUGGGGGCUGCUAUACUCAUCGGAAUUGCGUACAAAAAAUACGCAACAUAAACUAGAAGAAAAAACACACAGUUGGGGUCCAAUAAAACUGGUGAAACCAGUUGAGGCCUAGUGUAAGCCUAACUUUGUAGGUACACUCGACAAUGACCAUUGUUAAUCAAUUUUAAACCAUAUUACUGUAAUGAUAAGGUUAAAAAUUGAUCAAUUAUGAUUAUUUUCGAGUGUACCUUGGACAAGAAAUUACUUCUGAGGAAUAUUCGUUAUAGUAUGUUUCUUUAGUCUUAGCUCAAUUUUUUUUCACAUAUAAUUGAUUUUUAGUACAGUUAUAAGGUAACUGUAUGUAGAGUUAUAUUCCAAUGUUUCAAAUCGCGCUGUCCAGGUUUAUUUAAUAUUAUGUGCAUUUAUUAUUCGUCUAACUUCUGUGAUUCUUGUCUGUUGUUCUUUAGAACAGUUAUUUAAUACCCGUUCUUUAAAAUGGUGCUUAAUUUUAACCAUAACGUUCCAUUGAUAUUUUGGUGAGUUUUAUUAAAUUGUCACGUGAUAUGAAAUUCUUAUUAAAAUUUACGAAUAAGAGGAAUAUAAAAUAUGUAAAAAUCCGUUUUUAUCGCUUACAUUACCAAAGGAAUAAUAAUUCUGUAAUCAGCGUGAAAGUAUAAUUUAUUUAUUUGAAACUGUUUUGCAUUUUGAAUUGUUCAACUAUACUGUCGCGUUUAUUUUGUGAUAACCAUGUUUUGUACAAAUCUUUUUAUAUAACUGUUACAAUUUUCUGAUUUUAUUAUGACAUGAUGCAAUAAAGUAGUAAAUAGUGAAA
Messenger RNA from Helicoverpa zea (corn earworm), 1223 nucleotides. Its product is annotated as cytochrome b5-like. The transcript is spliced from 4 exons. NCBI's taxonomy places the organism in Eukaryota, Metazoa, Arthropoda, Insecta, Lepidoptera, Noctuidae. Gene Ontology annotation, molecular function: heme binding. The record is from RefSeq and is a predicted model, not a curated record. Gene Ontology annotation, cellular component: membrane; intracellular membrane-bounded organelle. The coding region runs from base 116 to 463 and encodes 115 amino acids.